Molecule: messenger RNA, 222 nt
Organism: Triticum turgidum subsp. durum (durum wheat)
Lineage: Eukaryota; Viridiplantae; Streptophyta; Magnoliopsida; Poales; Poaceae
Source: the annotation of a GenBank genome assembly
AUGGCACCUGUGAUCGAGAAGAUGAGCAGGCAGUACCCCAAGAUACCAGUCUACAAGGUCGACAUCGACAUGGAGGGACUUGGGACCAGACUUAGUAACCUGAAAAUAUUCUCUGUCCCAACUUUCCACUUCUAUCACAAAGGCGAGAAGAGCAGCGAAGUGGUUGGUGCUGACGUGAAGAAGCUUGAAGCUGCCAUGGAAAGUCUUCACAAUGCUGUUUGA